This is a messenger RNA of Achroia grisella, 1722 nucleotides long. It is a transcript of the gene noi, whose product is annotated as splicing factor 3A subunit 3. Gene Ontology annotation, cellular component: spliceosomal complex; nucleus. The transcript is spliced from 11 exons. NCBI's taxonomy places the organism in Eukaryota, Metazoa, Arthropoda, Insecta, Lepidoptera, Pyralidae. The record is from RefSeq and is a predicted model, not a curated record. Gene Ontology annotation, biological process: mRNA splicing, via spliceosome. Gene Ontology annotation, molecular function: RNA binding; zinc ion binding. The coding region runs from base 172 to 1680 and encodes 502 amino acids.
CUUUGUUUACUCUGUGGUAUAUGCUGUGUUUUCUUUUCUCUGAAUUAAAGUGAUUGAGUUUACUUAUUUAUAUUUAACUUAACAGAAAACCAUCUUUUAUUUGAAUUUAUCGUUUUGCCGGAUCCCAGAUAGUUUUAGACAUAAAUAUCGUUUUCUAUUAAUUUGCAAAACAUGGAAACUAUCCUAGAACAGCAAAGAAGCUAUCAUGAAGAGAGGGAACGUACAAUGGAUGCUAUGGUUAAGGAGAUUUUGCAUAAAAAGACAGGACAUCGCGAAACAAUAAACGGGGACCAUCGUCUGAAAAAUCUACACGAUAGAUAUGUGGAAUCUACAAUAAGACUUAAAGAUUUGUAUGAGGAUAAAGACAGUCUUCGAAAAGAGGAAAUUGCAGCAUUGUCAGGACCCAACGAGUUUCAAGAAUUUUAUUCUAGACUAAAACAAAUCAAAGAAUUUCAUAGGAAACAUCCCAAUGAGAUAUGUGUGCCAAUGUCUGUAGAAUUUGAAGAGUUGGCAAAGCUAAGAGAAAAUCCUGCAGAGGAUUAUACAACACCUGUUGAGUUUACUGAUGAAGAGGGUUAUGGAAAAUAUCUGGACUUACAUGAAUGCUAUGAAAAAUAUAUCAAUCUAAAAGGUAUUGAGAAAGUGGACUACAUAACAUACCUCAGUAUUUUUGACCAUUUAUUUGACAUUCCAAGGGAGCGCAAGAAUAGUGAGUACAGAAAUUAUAUCCGGGCUUUGUUGACUUACUUGAAGGACUUUGUCAGUCGAGUUAAGCCACUGCUCGAUCAAGCUCAAGAGAUGGCUGCUGCUCAUCAGGAAUUUGUCAAACAGUGGGAGACUGGGAGCUUUCCUGGAUGGCCAAAAGAAACCGGCGGUGCCUUGACUAAUGUCGGCGCUCACUUAGAUCUGUCGGCGUUUUCGUCUUGGGAAGAAUUGGCUUCACUUGGCCUGGAUAGGUUAAAGUCCGCCCUUAUGGCUCUGGGUCUUAAGUGCGGCGGGACUUUGGAGGAGAGGGCACAGAGAUUAUUUAGUACAAAAGGUCAAACAGCUUUGGACAAGUCUUUGGUCGCUAAGAAAGGUGGAAAUAAAGCUAAGGCAUCAACUCAACAGAGACACAAAGAUAUUUCUGCUAUAGAAGCACAAGUUUACAGAUUCGCAAAUGUAGUGAGCAGCACACGUGCAGCCACUAUCGAAAAUGUAACCCGUAGGGCGGCUCGCGCGGCUGGAGAGCGUCGCGAUGACAGCGGUGAUGAGAGUGACGCGUCUGCUACUGUUGAUGUUGAUUCUGAUGAUGAUGAAGUGCCAUAUAAUCCAAAGAAUUUACCAUUGGGAUGGGAUGGGAAGCCUAUACCUUACUGGUUGUAUAAGCUUCAUGGCCUAAACAUUAGCUACACAUGCGAGAUUUGUGGCAACUAUACAUAUAAGGGGCCGAAGGCAUUUCAGCGCCAUUUUGCGGAGUGGCGACAUGCACACGGCAUGCGUUGUCUCGGUAUACCUAAUACCGCUCAUUUUGCUAAUGUCACACAAAUUGAAGAUGCACUUGCAUUAUGGGAAAAAAUUAAACAUCAGAAAGAAAACGAGAGGUUUGUUGCAGAAAAUGAUGAGGAAUUUGAAGAUUCUCUGGGCAAUGUUGUAAAUCGUAAGACUUAUGAAGAUUUAAAACGUCAAGGGCUUUUGUGAAUAAACUCCAAUAAUAGUACAAAAAUACAAUAUAAAUAAAAA